GUCGACCUUCAAACCGAGUCCACUGCCAUCCAACGCUACGCCUAUUCUAGAGCAAUGGCCAUGUCCCAAAAUGACUCUUUCUUCAUGGGGCUUGUCGGUCUUUACAUUCUCGACCCUAUACCGUACUAAUCGGCCCCUGAAACACUACCCACUUCGUUGGGCUAUUUAUUAUGUAGUCGAUGACGGGCGCUACACUAACCCUGUUUUCCCCCACACCUUCACGCUAUGAACGACGAAGGUUCAUCGAAGAUUCCCGAACUGCCUACCGAACUCGAAAGAGAAAUUUUCGAGCUUACGGCGACACUGUAUCCCGGUAGUGCCUACCAGCUAACUACUGUCUCAAAGCGGGUCCAAAUAUGGAUGGAAAUUCUUAUAUACCAAACGGUCGUCCUUGCCUUCCCAAAGUCGCGGACGAACCUCUUCUUGCGGACAGUCGACUCUCGACCUGCCAGCUUUUUCGCCGGCCACGUCAAAAAUCUGUACCUCCCCUUCGUGAGCUAUCCAGACGCCCAGAAGGUUCUCUCCGUAUGCACCGGUGCAACCAACCUUGCUUGCUGGAUGGCUACCCCCAGUCCAGAGCUACUCUCCCUUCCUCGACAACCCAUAGAGCGACUGUCCGUGAGUAUCGCUACCCUUAUGCAAUCGUGUGAAACACACAAGCCGGCCUUUUUCCAUACGGCUUUCCGAGCGUUGACCCACUUGGAUAUUACCGAACCCUCAAACCCGCUGGUGGAUACUGAUUGGUCGGCUCUGUAUACACUCCCAAAACUCACGCAUAUCUCAAUUGGGAACUUAGCGGAGAGCCACCAUCUAUUCCUGCUCAAGGAACUGCUGGCGAACUGUGAAUCACUGCUUUGUUUGGUGGUGAUUUCAGAUGACGGGGAGUUCACCAAGCAUAUUAACGAGGAGAUAUAUGACAAGAGGCUGAAAAUACUUCCGUAUUUUCACUAUCCCAAAGACUACCUCACGUACUGGAAGGAUGUUCAGAGAGGCCUGUCGGACUUCUGGGGAUAUUUGGAAGAUAAUUGAUGGUGGGCGCGCCGCCGCCUUAUUACGUAUACUGAUACAUUACUACGUAGCGAGCG
This is a messenger RNA of Guyanagaster necrorhizus, 1085 nucleotides long. RefSeq lists its product as uncharacterized. The transcript has 2 exons. Lineage: Eukaryota; Fungi; Basidiomycota; Agaricomycetes; Agaricales; Physalacriaceae. Bases 226 to 1029 code for a protein of 267 amino acids. The record is from RefSeq and is a predicted model, not a curated record.